Messenger RNA from Amaranthus tricolor (Joseph's coat), 1330 nucleotides. RefSeq names its product cysteine protease XCP2-like. Gene Ontology annotation, cellular component: lysosome. Bases 70 to 1149 code for a protein of 359 amino acids. The transcript is spliced from 3 exons. Gene Ontology annotation, molecular function: cysteine-type endopeptidase activity. NCBI's taxonomy places the organism in Eukaryota, Viridiplantae, Streptophyta, Magnoliopsida, Caryophyllales, Amaranthaceae. The record is from RefSeq and is a predicted model, not a curated record.
CAUGUUAUCAUCCCUAUUUCCUAUUAUUAAGUUACUCUUCUACGCACUUACAAGAAACAAUUCUGUUCUAUGAUGGCUUUUUUAAGAUACAUAGUCCUUUCGUUAACGAUCUCGUUGUUAGCCUCUAAGGGUGCCAUUGCCGGGAAUGAUCAUCUACACGACGACCACCAUUUCUCGAUCUUGGGCUAUGCGGCUCAUGAUCUAUCAUGCAUCGAUAGGUUAAUAAGGCUAUUUGAGUCAUGGAUGGAGAGACAUGGCAAGAUGUACCACAGCAUUGAAGAGAAGUUGCAUAGGUUUGAGGUGUUUAGAGAUAAUUUAGAUCACAUUGAUGAGACCAACAAAAAGAAUAAUAAUUAUUGGUUGGGCCUAAAUGAGUUUGCUGAUAUGACUCAUGAUGAGUUCAAGCAAAAGUAUUUGGGGCUUAAGGCUGACUUGCCCAAAAGUGGUAAGGCCUCUGAGUUCAGUUAUAAGGAUGUCCAAUUUGAGGCCCUGCCCAAAUCUGUUGAUUGGAGGAAAAAGGGUGCUGUCACUCCUGUCAAAAAUCAAGGUUCUUGUGGUAGUUGCUGGGCAUUUUCGACAGUGGCAGCAGUAGAAGGAAUCAACCAGAUCGUGACAGGGAACUUGACAUCACUUUCGGAGCAAGAAUUGAUAGAUUGUGACACAACAUACAACAAUGGUUGCAAUGGAGGUUUGAUGGACUAUGCUUUCCAAUACAUAAUUGGUAACAAUGGACUUCGUAAGGAAGAUGACUACCCUUACCUUAUGGAGGAAGGCACUUGUGAUAGUAGCAAGGAUGUGAAUAAAGUGAUCACUAUUGAUGGGUACCAUGAUGUCCCGGCUAAUGACGAAACAAGCCUAAUCAAAGCACUGGCUCAUCAGCCAGUUAGUGUUGCUAUUGAAGCCUCUGGUAGAGACUUUCAAUUCUACAGCGGGGGUGUUUUUGAUGGACAUUGUGGGACAGCAUUGGAUCAUGGAGUAGCAGCCGUUGGAUAUGGAUCAAGUAAGGGCUUGGAUUACAUCAUAGUGAAGAACUCUUGGGGAAGUAAAUGGGGAGAGAAAGGGUUCAUUAGGAUGAAGAGGAAUACAGGAAAGUCAGAAGGGAAAUGUGGUAUUAAUAAGAUGGCUUCUUAUCCUACCAAAAACAAGUGAUCAACCAUUAAUCACACUUGACUGCAUUAACUAUCCUGCAAAUACAGGGAAAUAUGUAUGAUUAAGUUAAUUGUCUUGCGCUGUUACAUCUGUAUUUCAUUUUAUCAUUUCUUUUUACAUUGUUGAAAUUUCUUUGUAAUUCAAUUUCGUAUAAAUAAAAUGCAAUUUUUUUUACUCUUUG